Alternaria burnsii is the source of this 606-nucleotide messenger RNA. RefSeq lists its product as uncharacterized. The coding region runs from base 1 to 606 and encodes 201 amino acids. Gene Ontology annotation, molecular function: metal ion binding. The record is from RefSeq and is a predicted model, not a curated record. Lineage: Eukaryota; Fungi; Ascomycota; Dothideomycetes; Pleosporales; Pleosporaceae. The transcript has 3 exons.
AUGGAUGUGGGCUUCAUUUAUGUCGAUGCGGAUACCGAUAUGCAUUCGCCAGUGGAUGCCGAUUGGAACGGCUACUUUGCGAGCAUGACUAUGAUGCAGCUCAUGGGACGUCCUGGGUCACUUGUUGAUUCAAACGCCGACCCUGUGCUCACUCACGACAAGCUCUGUAAUGCUCGAAACACCGUCUUCUUCGGGACAAACAUCUCCCAUCCGGGGAACCAGAAUGAGCACCUAGCUUAUCUUCACGGCGAGCAUUUCAAAGUUUUGUCGUCACAGGCGGUUGCACUCGAUCCGCACGCACGUGCGCGUGAUGCUUUGGAGCACCUGGAGUGUAAACACAAAGCUAUUUGGGUACAUCUGGACGUUGAUUCCAUCGAUCCAGGCGAAUUUCCUCUGGCAAAUAUCCUCAACUUCACAGGCGUAACUUCUACAAAAAUGAUGUUAGCCCUGGAUGUACUCCUGGCCAGCGAGAAUGUGAUUGGGUUGACAGUUGCAGAGGUCAAUCCAGAUCAUGAUCCUGGCUUGAUCCUCAUAGAAGCUCAAAAGAGUCCAGAGCUAUGGCGAGACACUCGGAGAUUUGAAGAUGGUAUUGGCAUGGGCGAGUAG